UUCCCCUGGCGUUUUAUUAUUGUGGAUAUUUCAUGCUUGUGGAAACUGGUGGGAAAUGCUGGGCGGUUAGCGUCUUGCUCCGGAUUCCUCCCUUUUUGCACGAAUGUGGGACAAAUUUUGUCUGAGGCGGGCUCUGCAGCUGACUUAAAUUAUCGCCUGUAUGUGUAAGAGUGAUCAGCUCAUAACAAUGGCAGGGAGAUGGGCACACAGGUCCAUGUCUACACCCUUCCUGGAAUGUUAUUUUGUAUGUCCACAUGUCUAGAUACGUGAGUGUGUGCAGCCUUAUGCUGACUUAGCAUGAAUUCCUGCUUCCUUCUGCAGCGUGCCUGUAUGUGAGCUGGGGAGCCCUGCUUUGAAAAAGACCCACUGGAGUGCCUUAUGCAUGCGUGUGCUCACGCGCAUGUGUGAUCUUUCUAGAGUGAUGUCAACCUGCCUUCUGUUGUGAACACAUUUGAUUGUGGUCCUUGUUUACAAAAGUGGACUGUGUGCGUGUGUACAUUUUGGAGCACAUCUGUCUCCCGUAGGAGGGAACCUUUUAUGAGUUGUUUUCUGUCUUGACUGCCAAUACGGAGCACCGAACGGACACAGAGGUGAAUCUUUACAGCUUCCUCAAUUUCCUUGCUCCUUAAUUUCUUUCUGCCCCUCUCUCCGUCUCUGUCCCCACCUUUUGCCAAGCUCACUUGGGUUUGCCUAAUCCCUGUGUCUCUUGAUGCAGGUUGUCUCCUACUUUUUGUACCACGUGGUAUUCCUCACCAACUUUCCUGCCUCUCCACCCUUGGAAGAGGCUGCCCGAGCGUGGAAAUGGUGUAGAUUGCUUCUGAGUUGCUCCUGAUGAGCCCGUCUGGGCCCUAGCGAGAAAAACCCCGGGACCCACUCUCCUGUCUGAUGCCACAGAUGCUUGUAGACACAGAAUUCCACAACCUCCCUUCACUGAUGGCCUCCUAACACCAAGAACAGCUCAAGAAGUGAAGCUGAGGACCUUGGGAGUCUCUCGCCCACCAUUAAUGCAGCAUCACCGUCCCUUCAUGGCCAGCUGCAGUUGGGGACCCACCUUCAGGCUCCCUUCUGUCCACAAGUCACCACUGAGUUGUCCUGUGGCAACUCUGUGAUCCAGGCCACCAUAGGCUUCUCAACCAAAGACGUCCAGGCCUGUACGUUUUCCAUCCUUCUGUCCAACCUGUGCCAUGAGCUGUGGAACAUCUUGUGAAACCGAAACAAGCGACUGAAUGGUUGUCUCCUGCUGCCGAAGAACUGGAAGAAUCAUGAAAAUGAAGUUCUUCUAGGAACUAGCAUGCUUGGUGCUAGCCAGAGAAAUACAAACUCCCUUUUGCUAGGGAGCUCUUGUAUGCCUACAGUCAAAGAGGAACCUGAAUCAUCUGUAGGUCCACCAGACUCUUCUUCAGAUGACAGAAACUCAGGCCUUCUGGUAUUCCGGUUGUCCAACAGCUCUUCAAACACUAUGGACCUCUAACUAGAGAACACUGAGUCUUGAUCAGCUUGUAAUUCUGUCAGAUAACUCCUGAACUCUCGCUUCACUCGUAGUUGGAAGACUCUUUGGGGUUCUUAUAAACUAGGAAGAGCCGUGAUCUGUACUCAGAUGAGUCCACAGGACUGUUCACAGACAGAAAAAGGGUUCUUUUAAAAAUUGCUUUUUGCACUUUCAUGCCGGUGACUUUUGUAAACUUUAAUAUAAUCAUAACUCUACCGUGUGCUCAUUACCGCUAAUAUUGGCCUCGCCCUACGGCUAGUUUCUUUCUGUUUCAGCAAACGGAGAACUCAGUGGCUCUGCCAACAAGUCUUCUGUUUGCUUGUUGGUCCUUCUCUGUUUACUGCCCCAAGAAAGCAAAAGGAGGCGGCAUUAGCAAAGUUUGAACCGCAGUUCUGCCACACUAACUGGAGGCCUCCCAGCCAGAGAAGGCUGCCAGAUGUCUGGCUGUCAAAAAGGAGACAUGAAGGGCUGAAUUUUGUCUGGGUGGAGCAAAACCAUGUAGAAGGAACUUAGACGCAGAGCAGAGAUGCGCAUGGGGACUCGGAGGUAACUGGAGCCCGACUGGCCGGGGAGAAACGUUACAUGAAUGUCCAACGGAGGCAGGUUCGAGUUUGACGAUGGAGGCUGCUAUGUGGGUGACUGGGAAGAGGGCCGGGCACAUGGCUACGGCGUGUGCACAGGCCCCGGAGCCCAGGGGGAGUACAGCGGGCGCUGGAGCCGUGGUUUUGAGUCUCUGGGCGUCUAUACCUGGCCCAGCGGGAACACCUACCAGGGCUACUGGAGCCAGGGCAAACGCAGCGGUCUGGGCACAGAGAGCAAAAGCAAGUGGAGUUAUAAGGGCGAGUGGUGCCAUGGGCUGAAGGGGCACCUGGGCGUCUGGGAAAGCCACUCGGGAGUCAUCUAUGAAGGCGUGUGGCGUGAAGGUCUACAGGAUGGAUACGGCAUGGAAACGUACGCUGAUGGAGGUACUUACCAGGGCCAGUGGCAGUCUGGCAAGCGUCAUGGAUAUGGAGUGCGCCAGAGUGUCCCAUACCGUCAAGCCACCCUGGUGCGCUCCCCACACCGGACCUCCUUGGAAUCUCUCCACAGUGAGGCAGAUCCUAAUGCCCCUGUUGUACCACUCCCUCCUCCUUCUCUGCCUCCUCCGCCACUCCCUGGGGACAGCCCUGCCUCAGGAUCCAGGGGUGGUUUUGUCUUAGCUUUUCCUGGAGACCCAGAUUUCCCCAAGGGGGCCAAGAAGAAAAGUGGGGGGUUCUUUCGGCGUUCCCUGCUCCUGAGUGGGCUAAGAGUACGGAGGGCUGAAUCUAAAGCCUCCCUGGGCAGCAAGCGAGGGUCCCUCAAGAGCGAGGCAGGGGUAAGUUCAGCAGGAAGCGAGGCCACCACGCUCAGCUAUGCCGAGACCGAACCUCCUGAGCUGCCUUCAACUCUGACCAUUGAAGGUUCUUCCACUGAGGUCUACGCGGGAGAAUGGCGGGCGGACCGGCGCAGUGGCUACGGGGUGAGUCGCCGCUCCAACGGGCUGCGGUACGAGGGCGAGUGGUUGGGUAACCGACGACAUGGGUACGGGCGCACUACCUACCCCGACGGCUCCAAAGAAGAGGGGAAGUACAAGCUCAACCGUUUGGUGAGUGGUAAGGUGAAGAACCUCAUCCCGCUUCGCCGGAGCAAAGUCAAAGAGAAAGUGGACCGAGCUGUAGAAGUGGCCAGAAGGGCGGUCAGCAUGGCCCGUCAGAAGCAAGAACUCGCCAUAGCCAGGUAAGAGGAAAGAGGGGUUAUGGAAGGGGGAGUUGGGGGGACGGCCCUGGAGGUGGGAAGAAGGCAGCACAAUCCUGCAAACUCUUUCACUAAUGGUCUCGUUCAAGAGAUGACAGGGGAGAAGGUUGACUUGCAAUGAAGAAGGAGUCUUCAGAAUGCGAGCGGAAGGGAGGGUGACUCAAUUUGUGAGAGGUCCCCAAAACGAAGAGGCUCAUUGAAGCCUGUGAACGUAAGAAGAUGUAUGCAAAUUUGAACGGGGCCCUGGCCUCGAACUGAAACAAACUUCAAGUUGAAGAUCUUGGAGAAGGAUGAAGGGGCGUCAAGCAGCUACUGAACAGGAGUGAAGUUGCUGGGGCAUAUUUAGGUGGUACACCAAGGACUGUGUUGUGAGCUAGGAAUGAGGGCCUUGCUUUAAAUUAAGACCUACCUGGCCUUUGCAGCCAAUCAACCUUUUUUUUAACCCCUUUUUUCCAAAUUCCUUUUCUCCGCUGAGAAACCAGCCUGCUGUCUUGGAAAGCCUAUCUAGACCAGCCUCCUUCAGUCUGGAUUUUUUCUGAUAUUGUAGGAGGAGAGAUCAAAAUUGUCUCGAGGAGCCAAAAAUUAGAAGGAGUCUGGGAGUGUGUCUUCCAAGGAACCAAUUUUAUUCCAAAAUAAAAUAUUUAUUGGAAUGAAAUUGGUUCCUCGGAAAACGUGCUCCAGUGGCUCAAGAUGAUAAUUCCUCCCUCCCAGGCAGGAAGCCAUUUUAAAAGAGGCUCCCUUUCCUGCAUUCUGGGGUCCAGGCAGAUUUGGGGGCAUCUGCCUUAAAAUCCAUCAUUAGCGGGCCUCCCAGAUGGAAAAUUCAUUAUAAAAAUAAUGUGUGGCUGGUGGGAAAAGAUGAAAAGGGCUGACCUUGUUGGUGUGUGUGUGUGUGUGUGUGUGUGUGUGUUUCCUAUUUGAAAGGUAUUAGGAGUAGACUUUGGCUCCAGCCUCCAAGAUGAAGGAAAACAAAAUGAAUUGAUGCAAUUUUCUAAAGCUGGCUGCCAGUUUUUUUCUCUCGCCUUUUUUCCACCUCUAUCCAUCUUUCUUUUCCGUCCUCCUGCUC
Molecule: messenger RNA, 4325 nt
Organism: Python bivittatus (Burmese python)
Lineage: Eukaryota; Metazoa; Chordata; Lepidosauria; Squamata; Pythonidae
Source: RefSeq, a predicted model, not a curated record